Mustela erminea (ermine) is the source of this 640-nucleotide messenger RNA. RefSeq names its product amelogenin, X isoform-like. The record is from RefSeq and is a predicted model, not a curated record. NCBI's taxonomy places the organism in Eukaryota, Metazoa, Chordata, Mammalia, Carnivora, Mustelidae. The coding region runs from base 56 to 640 and encodes 194 amino acids. Gene Ontology annotation, biological process: multicellular organism development. The transcript has 5 exons.
UUAAAAGAUCCAGCAUCCUGUGUUUCAGAGGAAAACAUUAAAAGGUCCAUGAGAAAUGGGAGUCUGGAUUUUGUUUGCCUGCCUCUUGGGAGCAGCCUUCACUAUGCCUCUACCACCUCAUCCUGGGCACCCUGGUUAUAUCAACUUCAGCUAUGAGGUCCUUACACCUCUGAAAUGGUACCAGAACAUAAGGCAUCCGUACCCUUCCUAUGGUUACGAACCCAUGGGUGGAUGGCUGCACCACCAAAUCAUUCCCGUGCUGUCCCAGCAGAAUCUCCCGAGUCAUGCCCUACAGCCUCAUCACCACAUCCCCAUGAUGCCAGCACAGCAGCCCGUGGUCCCCCAGCAACCAAUGAUGCCUGUUCCUGGCCAACACUCCAUGACUCCAACCCAACACCACCAGCCAAACCUCCCUCUGCCAGCCCAGCAGCCCUUCCAGCCCCAGACCGUCCAGCCACAGGCUCACCAGCCCAUUCAUCCCCAGCCACCCGUGCACCACAUCCAGCCCCUGCCACCACAGCCACCUCUGCCUCCGAUGUUCCCCAUACAGCCCCUGCCCCCUAUGCUUCCUGACCUGCCUCUGGAAGCCUGGCCAGCAACAGACAAGACCAAGCGGGAGGAAGUGGUGAGUAACCCUUGA